CUGGUUCCAGAAAGUGCCCGAUGGUUGGUAACUCAGCGACGUUAUGAAGAGGCUGACAAAAUUCUUCAGCGCGCCGCGAAAGUAAAUGGAGAAACUCUGCCCGAUAAAUGGUGGGAGCAACUCGACUCAGAGAAGGAAUCAUCGCGCGUGAAUAACACAAAAAGAUACCACCUAUGGGACCUGUUCAGAACGCCAGUGUUAAGAAAAAGAGCACUCGUGGCAUUUUUCUUAUGGCCUGUUGUCUCCAUGGUGUAUUACGGUAUGGCCUUGAAACCGAAUGCGCUCGGUGGAGAUAUUUACAUCAAUUUCAUCUUCGCAGCUCUUGUCGAGAUACCUGGACUGCUCGUUGUGUGUUUGCUGAUUGAUAGAGUUGGUCGUCGCGUAGUUGUCAGUGGCGGAUAUUUUCUAGCUGGAUUCUGUUUGUUGCUGAAUCAUUUUAUGGGUGAUAGCGCGACACCAGUGAUAGCAAUCGUGCAAAUGAUGGUCGCAAAAGGUGCUAUUACUGGUGUAUACAGUGCCAUUUAUACAUACUCGCCGGAACUAUUCCCAACUGUGAUUCGGAACACUGCGAUGGGUUGCUGUAGUAUGAUCGCUCGUGUUGGAGCUAUUUCAGCUAGCUACAUCAGCUUGUGGAUUGUUGAGGCAUUCGGAAAAGUUUAUAUGGUUAUGCCCUUUGCAAUAUUGGCAAUAUCUGCUGGCAUUUUGACUCUGUGUUUCUUACCUGAGACGAUGGGUCAACCAUUAUGUGAAACAAUUCGGGAAGUGGAAGGGGACGAGGAUGAAGAUGUUGAGUCGCAGGAGCUGCAGCCGCUUCAAACAAAGGAGUCGGCUGAUACUGAACAGACCAACCGUAGUGAAACUGCUAGUUAA
Haemonchus placei is the source of this 870-nucleotide messenger RNA. The record is from the annotation of a GenBank genome assembly. Lineage: Eukaryota; Metazoa; Nematoda; Chromadorea; Rhabditida; Trichostrongylidae.